This is a messenger RNA of Siniperca chuatsi (mandarin fish), 2822 nucleotides long. It is a transcript of the gene nudt4a, whose product is annotated as nudix (nucleoside diphosphate linked moiety X)-type motif 4a. Gene Ontology annotation, molecular function: bis(5'-adenosyl)-hexaphosphatase activity; endopolyphosphatase activity; diphosphoinositol-polyphosphate diphosphatase activity. The transcript has 5 exons. The coding region runs from base 684 to 1253 and encodes 189 amino acids. Gene Ontology annotation, biological process: diadenosine hexaphosphate catabolic process; diadenosine pentaphosphate catabolic process; adenosine 5'-(hexahydrogen pentaphosphate) catabolic process. The record is from RefSeq and is a predicted model, not a curated record. NCBI's taxonomy places the organism in Eukaryota, Metazoa, Chordata, Actinopteri, Centrarchiformes, Sinipercidae. Gene Ontology annotation, cellular component: nucleus; cytoplasm.
CAUGUAUGUUUGUUUGGUAAACUGAUAAUAAAAUCCACAAAUCUAGUUUAAAAUGGCCUGCUUUGUUAGUAUCCCACACGAAAAGGCAAACGAAAUAUCUUCAAAGCCCCUUAGUUUAGGGCUGAAGAUCUCAAGAGCGGCACUUGAAAGCAGCAUUAGUAAUUCCGGGAAAGCCUCCACGCACGCGACGUUUUUGAUGAUUACUAGGCAACCGCGCUGAAAAACACUGCCACGCGGAGCUGCGGGCUGUGCGGAGAACUUGAUCCAUGUUUGGCUUAUUAAUCGUUGUUAAUGAUGAACACGAAACUCUCUGUAACCUGGGAAGCUGACAGUCAGCUUGUUGCGCAGCUCUCAGGUCAGCUGCUAGCUGCUCACCGACCACAGAUGUGAGCGAGUUUGUUGAAUCAUGCGUGUUGACAACGGCACUUAACCGCCAUGGUCGGUACAAUAUACGACCAGACGCAGUCUGACAUUGCCCAGGAAUGAAUGAACCGAGUUUACACUUUGUCACUGGGACUAUCUAAAGAAGGUUAAAUUGGGACGAUUUCGGGGGAUACUCUGCUCCUGCCGUCCCACUCUCUCGGACAGCCGAAGCUACUUUGUUCAGCGUCUGGUUGAAUCUAGAUUUUCGCUUUUCCCAAUACUUCUUGACGUUUCCUGGCACUCGACGAUUGGCAACAUAAAUGAUGAAGUUUAAGCCCAACCAGACCAGGACGUACGACGGCGAAGGGUUCAAGAGAAGAGCGGCGUGUUUGUGUUUCAAAAACGAAAAAGAGGACGAGGUGCUACUGGUGAGCAGCAGUCGACAUCCAGACCAAUGGAUUGUGCCAGGAGGAGGAAUGGAGCCUAAAGAGGAGCCCUGUGGGGCCGCCGUCAGGGAGGUGUACGAAGAGGCUGGUGUGAAGGGAAUGCUUGGCAGACUACUCGGGAUUUUUGAGCACAAUCAGGACAGAAAGCACAGGACGUACGUAUUUACCCUCAUAGUGACGGAGACACUGGAGGACUGGGAGGACUCUGUCAACAUUGGGAGGAAGAGGAAGUGGUUCAAAGUUGACGAAGCAAUCAGGGUGCUGCAGAGCCACAAGCCUGUCCAUGCAGAGUACCUACGCAGUCUCACAACCGCCUGUAAUCCUACCUGCAGUCCCGCGUGUAGCCCGACUAACGGCAACACCCCGAGCUCCCAAGUGACGGACAACAACACACCUCACUAUGUUGUUUGCUCCACACAGGGCUCAGAUCUAGUCAACAGAUAGGACCAUCACCAGCAGCAAGCAGUUCUUCUAAGAGGAUACCGGGAUGGACAUAUCAUCUAAAAAAGACUUCUGCAUUGAUUGCAUUACUAACGCAGCCUCUUAAUAUGUACAGUAUGGACUUCCUUGAAGCUGAUUUGAAAUCUAUUUCGAGUGGGCUUGAAGAGUGCCAAAAUGUUUUCCAAGUAUAUUUAAGAUUUUAUAUGUAUAUUUUUUAACAACCAUCACCAGCUAAUAGAGCAAAGGUGUCCCUGUAAAGCAUCCAGCUUUAGAUGGAUUUUCUCAGUGUGCUGCUUAUGCAAUGUAAAAGUCUUUUUUAGUCUUACAUGCCGAAUAUUUGACUAGCAGUGCACAAAGUGUUUGCUCUAAGAGGAAGUCAUAUCCCCACAGUGACUCAGUGCCAAAUAAUGCCCUUCUGCAAGACGUUUUGAAGAGGAGUCGCCACGUGUAUGAAUAUUUUAUUACAAUUCAGUUUUUUGUGAAUUGUUGUGACACUUUUUGGGAGAAAAGCUAAUGUCCUCUCACUAUAGCUCAAGUCUUGUAGGGUAUUUUGCCUAAAGAGAGCUGAGGGCAAUGUCUGUCUUUGAUGGAACAAGUGUGAACAACAUUGCUCCUCCAGUAAUUACCACCUUACAAGUACACACAGUAUCAUCUCUAAUUACUAGUAACAGUGUAACACUGUAAUAAAGAUUAGGCGAAAAUCUGAAAACCAGCCACCACACUGAAAUGGAGACUUACAUAGUCCUUCCUCAAACAUCCUUUUAGUUGUACAUAAAUUUAAUGUUGUCAGGCUGACAACUAAAUUGAACAAUGACAGUAUAUUGGUACAGUUACAUAAAUAUCAGCUUUUGUAUAGUAGAACAGAACUGCAGUCAGCAUAAUCUUGCAAAUGUGCCGAAGAAAGACAGUACAAACACAGAUGCAUCAUACAAGAAAUAAUACAUAUCUUCUGAAGAAACUAUUAAGUGCAUUUGACAAAUGUGAAGUCCUGUGUCUGAGAAGACAAUAAGGAGGCCUUGCUUUUAGAUAAGAAUUACAAUGUGUUUUAGUCUGAUUCUUCUAAGUGCUUGAACAAACACAACAGUAAAUUGUGUUUAGUUUCUCAACACUGUGCACCUAUCAGCAGUGACUGGAAGCAGUACAAUCUGCCUUACACACACUGUCAAAACCAGCCCCUUAUAUUUCUCAGCUGAGGUUAGAUUUGAACAAUAGGAUGUUGAAGGAAACUUGGAAUUGUUGUUACAUCUGAAAGUACAGUAUUUAGUAAGAGUUGACUGAACUUUAUUUAUGUUUCAUAGGGAAAUGCCCCCUCCCAUCAUGAACAGGAAACUAUGACAGGAAGUCAUGGUCAGUGUGUAGGCCAGACUUUUUUGUUGUUUUUUUUUGCACCAGAAAAAGAGCACAAAUUAUAUGAUAAAUUAAUUAACUAUCAUUGACUCUUGUACUUAAGUAGGAUGGAAAAGAUCAAUGAUGACUAACCCUUUUUUUCUGUGUGCAUGUGUGACUGGAAUAUUCUGCUGUUCAUCAUCAUGUUUGUAUAUAAAAGCUUUAAAUGAAAAAAAAAAAAGAUGA